Molecule: messenger RNA, 408 nt
Organism: Adineta steineri
Lineage: Eukaryota; Metazoa; Rotifera; Eurotatoria; Adinetida; Adinetidae
Source: the annotation of a GenBank genome assembly
AUGUCAACAAGUCUUAUAUCAAAACCUAAACAAGAGAUGACACCGGAAGAACUUAAACAACGAGAAGAAGAAGAAUUUCGUACUGGACCAUUAUCAUUAUUAACAGAUGCAGUUAAAAAUAAUACACAAGUAUUAAUUGCCUGUCGAAAUAAUAGAAAAUUAUUAGCACGUGUUAAAGCAUUCGAUCGACAUUGUAAUAUGGUUUUAGAAGAUGUUACAGAAUUAUGGCAAGAAACACCAAAAUCAAGUAAAGCAAAAGCUGCUGCUGCAGCUGGUGGUGAUGCCAAAGGAAGUGUAUUAAAACCGGUUAACAAAGAUCGUUAUAUAUCAAAAAUGUUUUUACGUGGUGAUAGUGUUAUACUUGUUCUCAAAAAUCCAAAAGCUAAAUCGGCUGAUUCAAACAAAUAG